AUGACACAUACAAUCAGCAAAGUAGCGCUCGCAGGGGCAUCCGGGAACCUAGGCUCUCACACUCUUACAGCGCUUCUCGAUCGGGGAUUCGAGGUUACUGUGUUGAGCCGUACAGCGAAAGAAUUCCCGGCCAGUGUGACGGUCAGGGUCGUCGAUUUUGGCUCCGUCGAGUCGCUGUCUGCAGCCAUCAAGGGCCAAGACGCGGUGAUUGACAACACUUUCACGGAUGAUGCUGAUACACCCCUGCGUUUGAUGGAGGCUGCAGCUGCUAAUGGCAUCUAUCGCUUUAUCGUGAGCGACUACGGCCUCGACCCAGACCUCCCUGGGGUUCACGACAUGCCCGUUUUCGCGCGCAAACGUGAGUCUUAUCAAGCUGCAAAGGAGAAAGCUGAGACGUCCGGCAUGACUUUUACUUUGAUUGCCUGCGGGGCCUAUCUUGACUGGUGUCUUUCAACGGGGAUUGCUGGUAUUCAACUGGGGACAAAGUCGGCCACCUUGUUCGAUGACGGGGAGAAUGUGGUUCCGUGGACGACACUCGAAGACGCCGGGAAAGCGACUGUUGGCGCUCUUCUUCGGCCUGAGGAGACUCGCAACAGGCCGGUGUAUGUGCAUAAUGCGUUCUUGUCUCAGGUGCAGCUGUUACAGAUCGUGAAGGACGUCUUGGGAGAUGAUGGCUGGACUGUAACGUCUCAGGAGAUGCAGCCGCUGCUGGAUCAAUCGAUGGCCGACCUUCGUUCGGGAAAUAUCACCCCGAUGACUUUCGGGGUGCAGAUUCAAUAUUGUCUUGCUAAAAGAUCACUGGCACGCCCCUGGGAACGGGACGAUAAUGACCUGGUUGGGGUGAGAGAGAAGACGACCGAGGAACUACGUGCCUUGGUUCGUGGGCUUGCGUGA
Messenger RNA from Talaromyces atroroseus, 894 nucleotides. RefSeq lists its product as hypothetical. The transcript is spliced from 3 exons. Gene Ontology annotation, molecular function: oxidoreductase activity. Lineage: Eukaryota; Fungi; Ascomycota; Eurotiomycetes; Eurotiales; Trichocomaceae. The record is from RefSeq and is a predicted model, not a curated record. Bases 1 to 894 code for a protein of 297 amino acids.